Sceloporus undulatus (fence lizard) is the source of this 1035-nucleotide messenger RNA. It is a transcript of the gene DCTN3, whose product is annotated as dynactin subunit 3. Gene Ontology annotation, biological process: cytoskeleton-dependent cytokinesis. Gene Ontology annotation, cellular component: dynactin complex. The transcript has 7 exons. Lineage: Eukaryota; Metazoa; Chordata; Lepidosauria; Squamata; Phrynosomatidae. The record is from RefSeq and is a predicted model, not a curated record. Bases 151 to 711 code for a protein of 186 amino acids.
GGAAUAAGAACCUCGGCCAUAGAGGCGCUUGGAAAGGGGCAGAGCGGCUACACGCCCCCAGACUCUCCCCUCUGUCGCCUCACUUCCGGCCGAGACGUUCCCUUUUGGGUCCGGUCGGGCUCGACUUCCGGUGGGUGCGGGAGUUCCAGGAUGGCGUCGCCGGAGGUCCAUCAGCUCCAGGGGCGCCUGGAAGCCUUGGAGGGGCGCGUCUUCGGGGCUCCCGGCGCGGAUGGCGCCCCCAGGAAGAUUGGAGAUGGUUUAGUCAAAGUCCAAGUGGCUUUGACCAACAUAGCCAGCAAAAGAGAGAGAGUUAAAAUUCUUUUCAAAAAAAUUGAAGAUGUCAUAAAAUAUUUGGAUCCUGAGUACAUUGAUCGCAUGGCUAUUCCAGAUGCAAUGAAGCUGCAGUUCAUCUUGGCAGAAGAGCAGUCAAUCAUGGCUCAGGCAGCGCUUUUGGAGCAGGUGAGCAGCCUGCAACCCUACCUGGACAGUGCCCACAUCAAAGCUGCUCCUGAUCACGCCACCAAAUUGCAGAGACUUUCACAAAUCCACAUUCAGCAACAGGACCAGUGUGAAGCAGUGACUGAGAAUAUCCGGUUGCUCCUAGAAGAUUACAACAAAACGACUCUUCUCCUUUCUAAACAGUUUGUCCAAUGGGAUGAAUUACUCUCCCAACUGGAAGCAGCAAAGCAAGUGAAGCCCACACCUGAGUGAGGGCCAGGCCUUUGCUCGGCGUUCUUUGGAGCCCAUGGUUACUGUGCCUCCUUGUAUAACAUUUCCUUUUAAAAAAACAGUACCUCUCCAGCUCCUAGAGCUUCAUAUCCUGGACUCCCCACUUAGGUCCUCAGGAGCUGGUGAGACUUGGGAGGACUCAACUGACGUUUGGUUGUUUUUGUUUUGUUUUGUUUUCCCCUCUUCCAGUUUAACCAGUACUCUUAAGUUAUUUUUACUUCUCAUUCUGCCCACUUGUUGGGAAUGCAUGUCUCAUCAUAUUAGUUGCUGUUACUGUGGACCACAAUAAAACUCUAAUGACUCUCA